Messenger RNA from Striga hermonthica, 606 nucleotides. The record is from the annotation of a GenBank genome assembly. NCBI's taxonomy places the organism in Eukaryota, Viridiplantae, Streptophyta, Magnoliopsida, Lamiales, Orobanchaceae.
AUGCGGAGAAUCGGCGCCGCAGAUCGGUUCGUGAGAAACGGGCUUUGGCCCGAGAAAGAAAUCUAUCCUCUUGGGUACAGGUUAGCAGGCAAGCGAGUUGGAAUUGUGGGCUUAGGCAACAUAGGACUUGAGGUCGCGAAACGACUCAAUUCAUUUGGCUGCCGCAUUUUGUACCACUCGAGAAACAAGAAGCCCUCCAUCCCGUACGCAUUCUAUCCGGACAUCCUCAAACUAGCUGCCGAAUCUGAUGCACUCGUCAUAUGUUGCGCGCUAACCGAGCAAACUCGACACUUGAUCAACCGAGACGUGCUCCUGGCUCUGGGUAAGGAGGGUUUUAUCGUAAAUAUUGCGCGUGGGCCCGUGAUUGACGAGAAGGAAUUGGUGGCUUGCUUGCAAGCGGGUGAGAUUGGUGGGGCCGGGUUGGAUGUGUUUGAAAACGAGCCUCAUGUCCCGAACGAGUUUUUGGAGCUCGACAAUGUUGUCAUGACGCCGCAUGUUGGUGUCUACACUGGGGAGUCGUUGCGGAAAACGUUUGAGAUCGUAUGGGGGAAUUUGGAGGCGUUUUUCGACAAUAAGCCUUUGAUCACUCCAGUUAUUAUGGAGUGA